Molecule: messenger RNA, 1628 nt
Organism: Triticum urartu
Lineage: Eukaryota; Viridiplantae; Streptophyta; Magnoliopsida; Poales; Poaceae
Product: oligouridylate-binding protein 1
Cellular component (GO): nucleus
Molecular function (GO): mRNA binding
Source: RefSeq, a predicted model, not a curated record
CGAAGCAAAACAAACAAACUCUACCCUUUACUCCCCUUCACCUCUCUUUCUCUCUCUCCUCCACCCCGACCUUCUCGACCCUUCCAUCCCCUCUCCCACCCCACCAAUCUACCGUCGCCGGACCGGGCAGCGGGCCGGGCCGCGCGAUGCUGCCGCAGCAGAGCCAGGCCGCGGCGAUGAUGCAGCAGGCGGCCGCGAUGCAGUCCAUGUACGCGAUGCCGCCGCCGCCGCAUCACCACCACCUCCUCGGCGCCGCGCCGCCGCAGCAGAUAGAGCCAAUUCUUACUGGAAAUCUGCCACCUGGUUUUGAUACAAGUACAUGCCGCAGUGUAUAUGUCGGCAAUAUUCAUGUUCAAGUGACCGAGGCACUUCUCCGGGAGGUUUUCCAGAGUGCUGGUUCAGUUGACGGAUGCAAGCUUAUAAGAAAAGAGAAGUCCUCAUAUGGUUUUGUUGACUACUACGAACGCGGAUCAGCUGCCCUAGCAAUUUUUACACUUAACGGGAAGCAAAUUUUUGGGCAGCCUAUCAGAGUUAAUUGGGCAUAUGCUAGUGGUCAGAGGGAGGAUACAACAGACCAUUUCCAUAUUUUUGUUGGUGAUCUUAGCCCUGAGGUCACGGAUUCUGCAUUAUUUGCAUUCUUCUCAGCAUAUUCUCCCAACUGCUCUGAUGCUCGAGUAAUGUGGGACCAAAAGACGGGAAGAUCAAGAGGUUAUGGCUUUGUUUCCUUCAGGAAUCAACAGGAUGCACAGAGUGCCAUAAAUGACUUAAAUGGUGAAUGGCUUGGGAAUCGGCAGAUUCGUUGCAACUGGGCAACAAAAGGUGCCAACAGUGGCGAGGACCAGCUAACAUCAGAUUCGAAAAGUAUAGCUGAUGUAAAUAACAAUUUUACAGAAAAUGCAAAGCAGAAGUCAAAUGAAGAUGCUCCUGAAAAUAAUCCACUGUACAGAACUGUUUAUGUUGGGAACCUUGCUCACGAGGUUACUCAAGACGUGCUUCAUCGUUUCUUCCAUGCACUUGGUGCUGGAGCCAUCGAGGAGGUCCGUGUCCAGCAUGGCAAAGGCUUUGGUUUUGUCAAGUACAGCAACCAUGCUGAAACUGCCCUUGCAAUUCAGACGGGUAAUGGUCGUAUUUUGGGUGGUAAACCAGUCAAGUGUUCCUGGGGCAACAAGCCUACACCCCCUGGUACCACCUCUGCACCUCUGCCCCCUCCUGCUGCUCCUAGCCACCCCGCUGCCGCCGAUCUUGUAGCGUAUCAACGUGCUAUUGCGAUGAGCAAGAUGGCUUCGACCCAGGCAUUGAUGCAGGCUCAGCAUCUCAGGCAAGCAGCCAUGGGGAUGGGUGUAGGUGCGAGUCAGGCGAUGUACGAUGGUACUUUCCAGAACGUCGGUACCUCGCAGCAGCAACAGCAGCAGCAGCUCAUGUAUUAUUAAUUCCAGCCUUGGAGGGAGCUCACCUUUGUAAUUUAACCCGGAUUUUAUGUUUUCUUUUCUAUCUUCGUCGUGUCUAUAUGCAGUGUGACACUAUAUGUUGGUGUCGCCGUCUGGCUGUGUUGGUAGUGCACCGAAUCUGUGUCUGUAGUGAUGCCAGUUGACCGGUUAAUAUCGAAUUUUAUGUUAUUUUCUCGUGUA